This is a messenger RNA of Myxocyprinus asiaticus (Chinese sucker), 3712 nucleotides long. Its product is annotated as major facilitator superfamily domain-containing protein 12-like. The coding region runs from base 408 to 1928 and encodes 506 amino acids. Gene Ontology annotation, molecular function: symporter activity. The transcript has 11 exons. Lineage: Eukaryota; Metazoa; Chordata; Actinopteri; Cypriniformes; Catostomidae. The record is from RefSeq and is a predicted model, not a curated record. Gene Ontology annotation, cellular component: membrane. Gene Ontology annotation, biological process: carbohydrate transport.
UGGAUUGAAUGAGGCGGGGCUUAAUAAACAUGUCAUCACAAAUGGCUCCACAAUAACAAGACAGUCGACAACUCCAGCUUUAUGUAUGCUACAAAAUCUCCCACAUAGACAAUGUUGUGCCUGAUAUUUACAAUUGUAAGGUAAACAUCACCUUACCGGUGUAAGUGUGGAUUCAUGGAGUUUCAAUUCGCACCUCCUCCAUCGUGACUCAUUUACAAAGUCAGCUGACUUUGGGUCAAACCCUGAGGAUCUUACAACAGCGAAAAUGAUGGACCGAGCUUUGAACUUCACAUACGACUUAUUCUUCCUGUCAUGAGGAAGCCGGAGCUGGAGAGGACGGGAUGCUGAAGUGAAUACACAAAGAUAUGCACAUUUAGCCGACUGGAAAUUCAUUGUAUUGUUGUAUCAUGUCGGACUCUUCCGAAAACUCGUUACCCGCUCUCAGGCAGUUGAGUUACGCGGUGGGACACUUUCUCAAUGACCUGUGUGCCUCUAUGUGGUUUACAUACCUGCUGGUGUUUUAUCACUCAGUGUUGGGCUUUCAGAACACGAAUGCUGGUGUGUUGUUGCUGGUGGGGCAGAUAGCAGAUGGAGUGUGUACACCGCUAAUCGGCUACGAGUCUGAUAAAACACCCGGCUGUGGCUCUUAUGGAAAGAGAAAGACGUGGCAUUUAGUUGGAACUUUUAGCGUCUUGCUGUCCUUCCCCUUUGUAUUUAACCAGUGCCUGGGCUGUGAUCUGAACACACCACAGUGGGUCAGUCUCACCUACUUCACCCCCUUCAUUGUGAUCUUCCAGUUUGGCUGGGCGGCCACCCAGAUUUCCCAUCUGUCCCUCAUUCCCGAGCUGGUGUCCUGUGAGCAUGAAAAAGUGGAGCUCACUGCAUACAGGUAUGCCUUCACAGUGAUAGCCAACAUCACAGUGUAUGCCGUGGCCUGGCUGAUGUUUCAUUUUCAAGGGGAUGACCCCACUGUUACAGACAACCUCGGCCCUGCUGACAUCACUGUUUUCAGAAAUUUAAGUCUCAUAGUGGUGGGCAUUGGAGCACUGUUCUCGCUGCUGUUUCACCUGGGCACACGGGAGAAGGGAGCACGUACCAGUCAGGAGGAGGAUGGGUCCAGUCCUGGGGAGCGCCAACCUCUUCUCAAGAACUCCACUGUGGCCCCUCCCACCAAUCUGCUGCAAUGGCAACACUGGCUGAGACAGCCAUCAUUCUACCAGGUGGCUGUGCUUUACAUGUCAACCAGACUAAUAGUGAACCUGUCACAGACAUACAUUUCCAUGUACCUCACCUAUACACUACUGCUGCCAAAGAAGUACAUAGCCACUAUUCCCCUUGUUAUGUAUGUGAGUGGCUUUGCUUCCUCAUUUAUCAUGAAGCCUCUUAGCAAACUGACAGGGAAAUGUAUUACCUAUUUUAUGGGACUGCUGCUGAUUCUUGCAUUCUCCUAUUGGGUGCUGCUGGACACACAUAUGGGAGACAAGGUGUAUGGGGCAGCUGUAUUAUUAGGGGUGGGGUCCGCCACCAUCCUAGUGAUGUCACUUGCCAUGACCGCUGAACUCAUAGGAGAUCAGACACAAAGUGGGGCUUUUGUGUAUGGUGCUAUGAGCUUCACUGACAAGGUUGCUAAUGGUCUGGGAGUUAUGAUCAUCCAAGCCCUGCACCCCUGCCGCACGAUAGUAUGCUGUCCAGCCUGCGUAUGGUAUUACCACUAUGCCAUGGUCAUUGUCACUGGUGGAGUGGCCAUUUUAGCAGCUCUUGGCCUCUGCACAAUCCUUAUCUGGCCCAUAAAGAUUGUUCACCUGUCUGAGCGAUGUCGUAAUGGUUCAGUAAACAGCAGUGACUUUAAGGAUCUGCCUGAAGUGACUGGCCUUAUGGGGAGUGAUAGAGAAGACUCUGAGAGCUCUGAGCAGCCUUCAAUCAACUGAACAUUCAAAAGGGAAAAACAGCCAGCCACUACAGAGCUUCAGUUCUUAUGCCAAAACCUUUUGGGUGAUGCUUGUCACAGUGUGAAUUUAAUUCAGGUUUUGGUUUAGAAUGAUCUUUCAUGCAGGCCAGUUUCAGUUUUUCGAGAAGCCCGAAGAGCUGUCAAAUCUUGACAUGUGGGAGAAUUUUGUGUUGUGAAAGUGGUUUUACAGAUGCUGAUGUCUUGUGCACACUCAAAUCCAAAGUUGUGGUAAGUUCAUGUUAGGUGUAUCAUUAGUUAAUAUCUCUCAUUAUUUCUAUUAUGGCUUCUCAUUCCUUAGUUAUCACUUAACCCAGCAGUCUGCACAAAACAGACACUUUAUAAAUGGACUAACUUUAUUAUGCACUGUAUUAUUAUUUCAGAAAAUAUUAUAUAUGAUUCCUAAAUGUAAAAUAUGAACAUUUAGUUCCACAAUUAUUUAAAUCAAAUUUGGAAAAUUAGGGAAAUUAUGUAUCUACCUGCCUUGAAAAGUUGGCAAAAUUUUAAAGUUAUCACUAUUUUAUAAUGCAGUAGGAGUUGCAUCAUGGAGAUGCAUCAUUGCAUGUCAUAAUCAAAAGGAAUCCAUCUUGCUGAUCUAUAAGGGAAUUCAGAAAAAGGGAAGAGCUGACAUUUUAAUCAGGGAUUAAAAGGGAUAGUUGAUCCAAAAAUGAACAUUCUCAUCAUUUAUUCACCCUCAUUCCAUCCCAGAUGUGUGUGACUUUCUUUUUUCUGCUGAACACAAAAAAAAGAUUUUUAGAAGAAUAUCUCAGUUCUGUUGUUCCAUUCAAUGCAAAUGAAUGGUGGUCAGAACUUUGAAGCUCCAAUAAGCACAUAAAGACAGCAUAAAAGUAAUCUAUAUAACUCCAGUGGUCAAAUCCAUGUCUUUUGAAGCUAUAUGAUAAGUGUGGGUUAGAAACAUAAAUAUUUAAGUCAUUUUUUACUAUAAAUCUAUACUUUCACUUCCACAUUCUUUCUUUUGUUUUUUGGCGGUUCACUUCAUGAAUAUCGAGAAUUUAUAGUAAAAAAGUACUUAAUAUUCUGAAGACACAGAUUUAACUACUGGACUCUUAUGGAUUACUUUGAUGCUGCCUUUAUGUGCUUUUUGGUCACCAUUCACUUGCAUUGAAUGGACCGACAGAGCUUCUAAAAAGUCUUUGUGUUCUGCAGAAGAAAGAAAGUCAUACACAUCUGGGAUGGCAUGAGGGUGAGUAAAUAAGGAGAUAAUUUUACUUUUUGGGUGAACUAUCCCUUUAAAGCCAGUGUUACCACCUCUGAUGUAGAUACUUGCUUUAAAUGGGACCAAAGUUCCAGUGGUUGUGCAAUCCUCCUUGUAAAACACUAAGUGGUUUGCAUCAAGAAGCUAUGUUUAAUGCAUAAUUAUUGUUUUCAUAUGUGAGACAAUUAUGUCUGACACGUUUUCUGUUCAUACAAUUUACUGAACAGUAUAUAUGUUCUUUAUGAACAGACAUUUUUGUAUCUUGAGUUGAUACAUUGUAACCUGUCAUUUACAACUUGUUACUAAUUACAAAUGUUGCACUGUCAGUGUAAGUCUACAUCUGGUCACCUGAUCUUGUGUAAUGCUUGUGACUUUAAACACUGAAAAACAGAAGUUAUAAAAGCUGUCAUUCAGAUAUAACUGAGUGCAGUCAAUUGACGUUGAAACUAGAUUAUUUAACAAAAUCAGGAUGUUUUUAAAAGACAGAAGUUGUGUUAUAUUAAUUUUGAAGUCCUUGUUUAUAAUAGCUUUUAAAUAAAACUGUUUUCUGA